AUGUCCUUCACUAAAAUCGCUGCUUUACUGGCUGUUGCCGCUGCUUCCACCAAAUUAGUUUCUGCCGUGGACGAAUAUGAAAUCGUUGAAUUCGACGCUAUUCUGGUUGAUGUCAAAGCCAAUUUGGAACAAUAUAUGUCUUUGGCCAUGAACAAUCCAGAUUUUACUCUACCAGAUGGUGUCUUGGAUGUCUACCAACACAUGACCACUUACAGUGCUGGUGAUGAUGGUUACACUAGUUGGUACACCGAAUUAGAUUUUGCUCAAAUCACCACCGCUAUGCAACAAGUGCCAUGGUACUCUUCCAGACUGGUACCUGAAAUUCUCUCUGCUUUACAAAGUGCCGGUAUCACUGUUACCGCUUUAGGUGACGAUGCCGCUGGUGCUUCUUCAGCUGCUGCUUCCUCUUCUGCUUCCGAAUCUGCUUCAGCUUCCGAAUCCUCUAAGGCUUCUGAAUCUUCCUCAGCUUCUGAAUCCUCUAAGGCUUCCUCCUCCGCUGCUGCUUCCUCUUCAGCUUCUGAAUCUUCUUCAGCUUCCGAAUCCUCUAAGGCAUCCUCCUCCGCUGCUGCUUCCUCUUCCUCUGCUGCCGCUUCCUCUUCUGCCAAGAGCUCUGCCUCUUCUGCUGCCUCUUCUGCUGCCUCUUCUGCUGCUUCUUCUGCAUCUUCCAAGGCAUCUUCCUCUUCUGCCAAGGCUACUUCUUCAGCAGCAAAGUCCAGCAACGGUACCUCCUCUGCUAGUAAAAACGCUGGUGCCGCUAUCAACAUGGGUUUCUUUUCUGCCGGUGUUGGCGCCGUCGUUGCUGGUGCAGCCGCCAUGCUAUUAUGA
Messenger RNA from Saccharomyces eubayanus, 825 nucleotides. It is a transcript of the gene TIR3, whose product is annotated as Tir3p. Gene Ontology annotation, cellular component: fungal-type vacuole; fungal-type cell wall. NCBI's taxonomy places the organism in Eukaryota, Fungi, Ascomycota, Saccharomycetes, Saccharomycetales, Saccharomycetaceae. Bases 1 to 825 code for a protein of 274 amino acids. Gene Ontology annotation, molecular function: structural constituent of cell wall. The transcript has a single exon. Gene Ontology annotation, biological process: fungal-type cell wall organization. The record is from RefSeq and is a predicted model, not a curated record.